Messenger RNA from Cyprinodon tularosa, 1036 nucleotides. RefSeq names its product sialomucin core protein 24-like. The record is from RefSeq and is a predicted model, not a curated record. The coding region runs from base 171 to 884 and encodes 237 amino acids. Lineage: Eukaryota; Metazoa; Chordata; Actinopteri; Cyprinodontiformes; Cyprinodontidae. The transcript is spliced from 4 exons.
AAGAGGAAGUUGACAAAGAACUGCCCUGCCCACUUUUACCUGUCUCUGAGCCAGAUAAUCUGUCUUGAAGCUGUUCCAGGAAGAGUCUUUGUUUUAGAUGCAGACUCGGAACCAAGGAACUGCGUAAAAAUCUAACUUUUCACCCCUCAAAAUAUAAGGAUAUACAAGCUAUGGAAACAAUCUUGGCACCCCUAGUUUUCUACCUCCUAUUAAUGUCUUUUCAAAAGGCUCAUACGGAAAACCUGACUCUAUUUUCAACGACUGAUUUAAACCUGACGGAGUUCAGUACAACCACAGCUUCAUUUGACUCCACUGGAACUCAAACCGAGGAAACGGAUACAUACACCAGCACAAACCCGAACAAUCAAACCUUCACCACCACACUGGCUUCAACUGAAAACACAAGUGAACAUCAAACGCCUCAGUCAGCUACCACCAUGACUUCAUCAACAGAGUUACCAACAUCACAAUCUUCCGCAUCUUCCACGCAAGCCAACCAGACUACAACAGCUUUCAUUAGUACACCUGACACGCCAGAAAGUUCAACUGUAAAUUCAACUCACAGUGUCACAACAUACACAUAUCCACCAAAGAGCACAGAAGGUUUGAAACUUAACAUUUCUGAGAGGAAUCUGACUAUAAUCUUCAGUGGUAUGCUUGGUCUCUUUGCUUUGGCAACGGUUAUGAUCAUGCUUUACAAAUGCAAGCAUAAACUUCAGUACCUGCAUCAACCUCUUCACACCACAGAUGACACGGAUGGAUUCACAGUCGAUGAGGACACCCUUGUUAUUUCCGGAGGACUUUAUGAUGGCCAUCCGAUCUAUGACAAUCUACCACCCCCUCAUGAAGAACAGUCACAAUUUCGCCUGGAAUUCCGUCAUUAAAGAAAAGAUCUGAAAUCACCAAUGUGUUUGAUGACUUACUGACAUGGAAAAAAAAACAAAAAAAAAAACAUUCUCAUCCAGGGAGUCCUAUUAGAAGUUGGGACCUGUGAGUAGAAUUAUUUUCCAUACGUUAAUAAAAAUGUAAAACAAAA